AUGGUGCGGGAGCGACUGAAUGCCAUCGACGUGGCGGCCGUUGUAGGCAACCUCCAAAAGGAGAUACUACACUACAACCUCGUCAACAUCUACGAUGUGACGAGCCGCGUAUACGUGCUCAAGUUCUCAAAGAACGAGGACAAGAAGUUUGUGCUGUUCGAAAUCGGCCAUCGCAUUCACACGACUCAAUUCCUGAGGAACACUGACCACCUCCCGUCUAAUUUCAACGUCAAGCUGAGGAAACACCUCCGGACGAGGAAGCUCAGGGGGAUCGAACAAAUUGCGCAGGACAGAGUUGUGGACUUCACAUUCAGCUCAGAUGAAUAUGCAUACCAUCUUAUCGUACAAUUUUUCCUACCUGGAAACGUAUACUUAACCGAUUACGCGUACAAGGUUCUGGCCGUCCUUCGCCCGCAGAAUGCGGGAGAGGCAUUUUUCAAAGUAGGGCAGACGUACGAAAUUCCGGAGGCGAGUGUACCUUGGGGCGUACCCGUCUCACGGGAUGUUGUAAAUGAGGCGUUACGCAUGCUCACAACGGCUGCCAACAAUGUGGCAGCUGGUUCUGGUGGACCUGAUUCCCUCGACAGCAGAAAUGUAGACACGGGGAACCACGGCGCAUCAAAGGGUGCAAAAGGGAAUCCGAAGGGUAAAUCGCAGACAGGAAGCAAAGAAUCUAAGGCGGAACCGGAGGAAAUCGCGAAUGAAGUCAAGGAUCAAGACAGCCUGCACGCGCUUCUAAAGGCAAUAUUUCCCAGCGUUCACGUGUCGCUGAUGGAUCAUGUACUAAAAACUACAACAGGUGAUGCGCGUGUGGGAUCUCGAAACGUAACAGAGAUAGACCCUGAAAAGCUGCAUGAAUGUGUGGAAGCUAUUCGGCAGGCAGUCCUUUCAGUGGCACAAGCGAGCACUGUUGUGCCGGGGUACCUCUACAAAGGAGGUCAAGAGUACCAUGACUUCAGCCCAUUUGACUUCGGUAACGCUUCCGACAGGUUUGACGAUUUUAAUCAUGCGCUGGAUGCAUAUUUCACAAAUUUUGAAGUCAAGAAAAUAGAAAAAGAAGCGCAGCCGAAGAAACCCAUCAAAUUGAAGAAAAUUAAGGAUGAUCAGGACCGGCGCGAGUUGAAACGGCAGAAAGGAAUUGAAAAAUUAACAAGUGACAUUGAAUUGGUUGAAAGCAAUCGCGUCGUUUUCGACCAAGUACUCUCUCUUAUAAGAUCCUUGGUAGCUUCCGGUGCUUCGUGGAGAGAAAUAGUCGACCAACUGUCGCUUCAGCGCGAGCGUGGGCACAUGCUGGCCAGACAUAUCCGAUCGGUCAACAUUCCGGAGCGCCGGGUGGACGUCUGUCUACCUUCCGACGAUCCCAAUUUCUAUGGGAGCGGGCCAUCGCAGCACGGCAAAUUGGGCAAAAAGAGUGUAAAGAGUACCUUGGAAACAACAGACUUGGACGACAGAUCUAGUGCCACAUUGGAUUAUGGCCUUACCUGCUUCCAGAACCUGGAGACCCUGUAUGCGAACAAGAAACAACUCACCGAAAAGUUGGAGCGCACGCGGAUUGGUCGUGAAUUUGCGCUGAAGCGCGUCGACGACCAAAAGGAAAAGGAAAAACAAAAGAAGUCGGGCAAGUCAGUGUCACUCGUCAAGGUCCGCAAGCGAAUGUGGUUCGAGAAGUUUCACUGGUUUGUCACGAGUGACGGGUUCUUGGUUCUGGGCGGUCGCGAUUCGACGCAGAACGAGCUGCUGGUAAAGCGUUACCUUACCAAAGGUGACAUGUACUUCCACGCCGACGUUCAUGGUGGUUCAAGUUGUAUUCUAAAGAACCCCAAUGGAACCGCUGAAGCAUUCCCAAAUUCCAUUGAGGAGGCAGCAUGUUUCGCCAUCUGUUUAAGUUCUGCGUGGACGCAGAAGAUGGUGGUUCCUGCAUGGUGGGUGCACCACCAUCAGGUUUCGCGCUCGGCACCCACAGGAGAGUACCUACCACACGGUAGCUUUAUGAUACGUGGUAAAAAGAACUACGUACAACCGCAGCGGCUGGAGAUGGCAAUCGGUGUGAUGUUCCAUAUCGAUGCACCGCAGUUGCAAGGUCUAGACAUAGAGCAACAGUCAGACUCCGAAGGCGAGGAAGAUGACGUCAGCGAUGAUUUCGGGACAGCCGACACUCCUGUUCCCAAUGAUGGAGUACGUCGUGUUAAACGUCAAGGCACUUCCGGUCUGCCCUUAUACGGUAAUAGGGGGGAAGCGGGCGAUAGUGUCACAUCAAUGGAAGACGGAGAUAGCGUUACUGCCAGUGCUGACCCAAAUGGUGAUGCGGUGAGUAGCGAUCAUGCCCAUUCGUCUGAGAAGGACCUCGGUGACAGUGAUGAUGGUGCCGAGUCUGUGGAUAGCGGCGAAUCAGAGAACAGUGAUGUUACGGAUGAUAUUCAGGAGUCUGACGAUAGUGAUUCGUCAUCCGAUUUCACAGAUGAAUCAGAUUUGGAGGAUGACUCCGAUCUUUCCCCGGAGAAAUCGAUGGAGAACGAUUAUACAACAAAUCACGAAACUAAAGUCGAUGGUAGCGUUUCAGGGAGCACUGAAGCACUCACAAAUGAAAAGCCACUGGAUGUAACUUAUGGAACUGAGGUGGGCCAAGCAGAGCCUCUAAACAAGUCCGUUUGUUUCUCUGUUGACGAAGCAGCGCCAAGCAAACCAAAACGAUCCGUUAGAUUUGACUUGUCAAACAUCAUUUCACCGGCAAGUGAUGUUAGAGACGUUCCACCCGCGCAACGUUUGCUGAGAAAGGGUACUGGGUAUCCUUGCCAAGGAUUUAACCCUGAUGAACUAGUGGACAAGUUGUCUCAAUUGGGAUUGGUAGAUUCCGACCAAUCCUAUGAGCUCCCCUCGUCCGUGCGAUUUGCGGAGCCCGAGAAAGUGGAGCACACUCCUGAAGCCUUACAGUAUCUAAGGCAGCGGAUGCCCACCGGAAUAGUCGGGAAAUCGAAGAAGCAGGGAGGACCGUCCAAACUGGCAGGCAUCAAGGCAGCCCGCGCAAGGAAGAAGUACGGAGAAGACGACGAAGAAACGCAAGAACUGCGGCGCAAACUCACUGGCUCAAAGAUGUUGAAACACGUGGAACAACAAGCUGCUGCCAUGGCAAGCAAUGAUCGAUCGGACGAGAACAAGAACCGGACCGUUUACCAGCGAAGGGAAAUAAAGCCUCUAGACAAAAAAGAGUUAUCUUCCCACAUGGAUCAGCUACGCAUGCUAUCGAAGGAGCCGAGCCCCUCCGAUGUCAUCGUCAGCGCCGUUCCGAUGUGUGCCCCUUACAACGCACUGAAGACACAUCCAUACCACCUCAAGCUCGUGCCCGGCAACAUCAAGAAGGGAGCCAUCGCAUCGCAGGCUCUACAACAUUUCCUCAAGGUAGACGACACCAAGGCUCCUUACGUUAAACUGAUCACCACGGAUCAAUUUGCGCUCACGCUCAUCGAGAACUGCAAGAUACCUGGAAACGCCGCUGGCCCAAAGCGGCCUUCUACCGCAGCUAAAUAG
Babesia ovata is the source of this 3525-nucleotide messenger RNA. Its product is annotated as MJ1625 yease Yp1009cp-like domain-containing protein, putative. Gene Ontology annotation, cellular component: RQC complex. The coding region runs from base 1 to 3525 and encodes 1174 amino acids. Gene Ontology annotation, biological process: ribosome-associated ubiquitin-dependent protein catabolic process; rescue of stalled cytosolic ribosome. Lineage: Eukaryota; Apicomplexa; Aconoidasida; Piroplasmida; Babesiidae. Gene Ontology annotation, molecular function: ribosomal large subunit binding; tRNA binding. The transcript has 2 exons. The record is from RefSeq and is a predicted model, not a curated record.